Messenger RNA from Enterobius vermicularis (human pinworm), 3243 nucleotides. The record is from the annotation of a GenBank genome assembly. NCBI's taxonomy places the organism in Eukaryota, Metazoa, Nematoda, Chromadorea, Rhabditida, Oxyuridae.
AAAAACUUCUUGGUGGCGUAACAAACUUAUGGAAAUUGCGACGAUAAAGGAAUCAUCGUCGCCAAACUUUCAAGGCGUUGAUGUGCCGACAACUCCAGAAACAUCAAACAGUGUCAAAGCUGGCGAUAAUGCUGCAACUGGCCCCACUCAAGAAGAAGUACGUUUGGAUUACUCUGCAACGAUUUUACGUGAGUUGUUCGUAGGCGAUGAUGCACCACCUGGUUUGUUGUCGUGGGGGUCGUAUCGGACUCGAAAAAGUAUUGGUGGAAACAACUUGGCACUGUUUGAAGAACCAAGUGCAGCCUUUUUAAGCUCCUAUUUGAAAGGUUAUACCACUCCUGGGCCGUUAGAACGAGAACAGAGUUUCAAGAAAAAGGCAGACUUGGGUGUUAUGUUGGGUGUAUACUUGCCAACAAUUCAACAUAUCUUAGGUGUUACAAUGUUUAUUCGCCUUUUUUGGGUUGUCGGUAUUGCGGGAGUCGGACAAACUUUCUUCUUGCUCUUUUUGUGUUGCUUAUGUACUUUACUUACCAGUAUCAGCUUGUCGGCUGUAGCCACCAAUGGAGUAAUAGAAAGCGGUGGAGCUUAUUUUAUGAUAUCGAGAAAUUUGGGCCCUGAAUUUGGAUCGGCAGUCGGAAUUUUAUUUUACUUGGCAAAUACAGUUGCAGCUUCAAUGUAUUUAGUUGGCGGUGUAGAAAUUUUAUUGUUGUACCUUUGUCCAUGGUUAACAGUCGGUGGUCCAGAGGUGCAUUCAGAUACAGGUUUUAUGGGAAUGAUGUCACAUAAUUUGCGACUCUACUCAUCAGUUCUUUUGUUGGUCGAGUUUGCCAUCGUUGCAAUGGGUGUCAGAUUUGUGCAACUACUAGCUCCUAUGUCUUUAUUGUGUGUCAUUUUGUCUAUUCUCGCGUGUUACGCAGGAGGCAUUGAGAAGACAAUAUAUCCAACAAGUGGCCAACAUGUCUGUAUGCUGGGCAAACAUUUACUGCAAGCUCGUAUAGUUCUACCAGCUGGAGUACCUUUGUCUGAGAUGUGCUAUUUUUGUAACAGUUCUGUCGAUGGUCCGUUAUUGGAAACAUUUUGUCCAAAAGGUGACUGUUCCGAAGCAUUUGUUAACAACGAUCUACGGUGUGUCAACGGUUUUCCAGGAUUCAGAAGUAAUGCCUUCAUUGAAAAUUUGGGUCCAAAAUAUUUGGAGAAAGACGAGUAUAUGAAAGGACAUCAAGCGGACAAAAGUUCUGAGGUUUUCCAGGAUGUAACAACUACCUUCUUCGUUUUGCUUGCAAUUUAUUUUCCUGCCGUCACAGGAAUUUUAACAGGAACAAACAUGAGCGGUGAUCUGAAGAAUCCUCAGAAGUCAAUUCCGGGUGGCACAAUAGCGGCACAGAUUACUACUUCCUUUAUAUACUUCUCUCUUGCUUUGGUUUUUGGAGCAGCUAUUGAUGGAGCUCUUCUGAGAGACAAGUACGGUCAGUCGUUAGCUGGCGGAAUGAUUGUUGCAAACUUAGCAUGGCCGAGUCCUUGGGUAUUACUAAUCGGGUCGUUCACUUCUACUUUUGGCGCUGCAUUACAAUGUCUAUGCAGUGCUCCACGACUACUACAAUCGAUAGCGAAAGAUGAUGUCAUUCCAAUUCUAAGCCCAUUUGCACAAGUGACCAGAAGCAACGAGCCAUUCAAAGGACUAGUAUUGACGACAGUUAUUGCUGAAUUUGCUAUUCUAUUGGGAGCUAUGGACGAAAUUGCCGCCGUUGUGGAUUUCUUCUUUUUGAUGUGUUAUGCCUUUGUAAAUCUAAUAUGUGCUCUUCACUCAAUUUUAGGUGCACCAAAUUGGCGUCCACGAUUCAAAUUCUUUCAUUGGUCUUUUGCAUUCCUUGGUGCUGGCUUAUGCUUCUUUAUCAUGUUCAGCACUCACUGGGAGUAUGCAAUAGUUUCUUGUGCGUUAUGCUUAGCUAUCUACAAAUACGUGGAGUGGAAAGGAGCAAAGAAAGAAUGGGGGGACGGAAUUCGUGGUUUGGCCUUAACAACUGCCCAGUAUUCGUUAAUGAAGAUCGAUGAAAGAGAUCCACAUCCAAAAAAUUUUCGGCCGCAGUUACUGCUUUUGCUGUCGAUGCCUUGGUCUAAAGAAAUUGUUGACGUACGAUAUCUGAAUUUGCUUCAUUUUGCUUCACAACUGAAAGCUGGACGUGGGCUAAGCAUUGUCGUGUCGUUAAUUCGGGGAGACCCAUCAAGCUCUGAGGAAAGGAAAAAAGUCGAACAGGUCAGGUUAAACGCCGAUGUGGACGUGAAAAAUCGUAUAUGUUUCGAUAUGGGCCAAGUAAGACUACAUGGAUUUGCAAAAGCACUGAUUUAUGGCGAAACUCAGAUAGGAGGUUGCGUUUCAACUGUUAUACAGAGCGCUGGAAUUGGCGGUUUAAAACCGAACACUCUUCUCCUCAGUUGGCCACUUCAUAUUAACAAGGGAGAAUUGGAUUCUGAGUAUCACACAUUUACAGACAAACUGUUGGCUGGAGCUGCAAUGGAUAUGUGCCUUUUAGUGGUUAAAGGUAUAACUGAAUUUCCAGUGUCUGUAAUACGUCUUACUGGCAAAAUAGAUGUUUACUGGAUAGUCCAAGACGGUGGUUUAUGCGUAUUAGUAGCGUAUUUGCUAAGACAGAGCAAGGUGUGGCGUGGAUGCAAAUUAAGAGUGAUAGCAGUUGCGCAGGAACGAGAUAACAAUACAAAACUUCAAGGAGAUCUUCAGAAAUAUGUCUAUCAACUACGUGUUGAUGCUGAAAUACUGGUUGUUGAAUUGGCAGAUCCAGAGAUAUCAAAAACAGCUUUUGAGCGCACACUCUUAAUGGAAGAACGUACGAAAUUGUUUCAUGAAAUAAACACGACAACAAAAUCACACAUUCCGUUACCACCACUUCCAAGAACAAUGGCACCAGUUCAAAGUAACGAAUCGUCUAUAACAAGUAGUGAAGCUGAAGAAAAACCGGACAGAACCGACGAUGACGAUGCACAGUCGUCACCAGACGACUUGAAGCUAAAAGUUCGAAAAAUGCAUACGGCUGUCCGGUUAAACGAACUGAUAUUAGAGCAUUCGUCAGACAGUCAACUGAUUCUACUAAAUCUACCAAGGCCUCCAGCUGAGAAAGAAGGUUUGGACGAUUAUAUGCAUUAUUUGGAAGUUCUAUCCGAUAACAUACAACGAGUGUUGUUUAUUCGUGGUACCGGAAAAGAAGUUAUUACCACAUAUUCUUAACA